Ceratosolen solmsi marchali is the source of this 1298-nucleotide messenger RNA. RefSeq lists its product as uncharacterized. The transcript has 2 exons. Lineage: Eukaryota; Metazoa; Arthropoda; Insecta; Hymenoptera; Agaonidae. Bases 108 to 1298 code for a protein of 396 amino acids. The record is from RefSeq and is a predicted model, not a curated record.
UGCAGUCACACUAGCUGCACGUUCUCGCUUUUUAAAAUUGCAUAGCACUGGACAUUAAUAUAAUAAAUAUAGAAACAUAUACUCACUAUAAAUUUAAGAUUAAAGAUAUGGAGUUUAAAGAGAACAGUAUACAGUAUGAGGUCGUUCUACGGGAUCCGCAAUCGGUUUUGCAAAAACAACUCGGCAACGAUUUGAAAGUAAUCGAUUUCAAAACCAAAACUUUUUUGCAAUUAGGUGAUAACUACGGUAGUACAAUUUUAGAUGUUCAGGUUAAAAUUAAACGAAAAAAUGACGCAGAAGAAGAAAAGUUGGAUUUAGUGGCCAAAAUGCUACCGCCCACGGAAUUUCAGAGAAUAUUUUUUGAAACUCAAAUUAGUUUUAAAAAAGAGAUAUUUGUCUAUGAAAAUUUAAUUCCAACUUAUUGUAGUUUAUAUAAUGGGGUUUUUGACAUUACCCCCAAGUUGUAUGGCUCGAGAAUAUCAAUUACAGCUGAUGUCGAUGAAGUGGAAAAUGACGCGGUGAUAUUAAUGGAGAACUUGAAAGUUAAAGGAUAUUGUAUGGAAGAUAGGCAUAAAGGGUUAAGUCUGGCACACAUAAAAAUGACAAUAUUGUCUCUAGCUAAAUUCCAUGCAAUUGGCCUUUCUAUUAAGCAUAAAAAGCGCUCUUACCUUCCUACGUUACAAAGAUAUAUGAAGCCAAUGAUAAUAAUAAAUGAUGUAAUGAAGCCCUUCAUUACCAACGUAUUAGAUGUUAUACAGGCUGAUCCUGAUUUAAAGCAAUAUUAUGAUCGCAUUAAAAGAACCGGAAACUUCGAAAAUAUUUCUGAUACGUAUUAUAAUUCUCUAAAUGUGGAACAUCCAUGGGCUUGCGCAGUGCAUAGUGAUUUAUGGGUAAACAAUGUUUUAUUUUAUCGCAACAAAUUGGAAGGUCAAAACGUUGCGAAAUUCAUUGAUUUUCAAAUGUCAUAUAUAUCCAGUCCAUUGUCGGAUCUCAUCUUCUUUCUUUGCAUUAGUAUGGAAAGAUCAUUAUCCCACAUAGAUGAAAUGAUAGAAUUGUACAGACUACAGAUCAUUGAUAUUUCUAAAGAAUUAGGAUGCGCUGUGGAGCAAUUUUCAAAAGAAAAAUUUGAUGAAAGGUUGAAAAUCGACGCGGCAAAUGAAUUGUAUCAUAUUUUGUUGAUGUUAAAAGUCGUUGAAUUGCCUAAGAAUGAACAAAUUGAAACAAGCUUAUUGAACGAUAAUUGCAUAUUUAGAUUAAAAAAUAUAAUACGAAUAUACACUGACAAAAACUGGAUUUGA